CCGCCCCUUCAUUCAUCGAGCUAGCUGACGGGUCCCACUCCACACCGUUUUGCCACUAAAUUAAUCCUUUAAAAUAUCUCAACAAGAAGGACAUUAUGUCCGCAAACAACAUGUCAGGCCCACAAAGGGUAAACAAAAUUAUCCGGUGAGUACAAUUGAGUAAAUGUCGUUGGGUUUGCUCGCUAGCAUUGCUAACUAGGUAGCUACUUAGCUAAAGCACACGUCAUCAGCACUAUUCUAACGCGAUUAUAGACUAGCUAAAAAGCUAGCUAGCUAGCAUUUUGUAAACUAACUAGAUGUUGUUACACUGACGUAUAGCUAAGUAAGGUAGCUAGUUACGUUAUUGAUGGUAGGGUCAUUCAUAUAUUGGUUGUUGUUACAGAUACAAGCCCCCCAGCACGGACGCAAACCCCACCCUGGAAGAUCCGACUCCAGACUACAUGAACCUACUCGGCAUGAUUUUCAGCAUGUGUGGCCUGAUGCUGAAGGUGACUCAGAUACAUCUGUUUAUACAAAACAUACAGACAGAUGACCUCGCCCCUCCCCCAUUAUCUCCUUUCUCUGUGUGCGUGUGUGUGUAACCUCCCCAAGGAGAAAUUGCCCCACUGUUGUCCCGCCUACCCUCCCCAUUUACGGGAUUAAAGUCAACCACCUGGGGGACAACUCCAGCCUUUCAACUGAGUGGUACAUGCUAGAAGUGUGUGUGUGUGCGCGCGCGCGCUGACUGCUGCCGCCGCCACUGAAAUCAGUCUAGUACUAAAAUAUUACGUAGGGCGUAUGUAGUCGGGGUCCCUGUGCUAGCAUAGCAAUUUAUUUUCCUUCACUGUCCCUGUCCUCCUUACUGAGCUCAAACUAGUGAUCCUCUGCUACGCAAACACACGUGACCGCACACUUGACAAGGUACUAGCCAGUUGCGUUAUCGAAAAGGCACUUAUUCAGCAAUGCUAAUGGGGACAUUUCAAGCUGUGGAUUGAAAUUGCAGUACGAGCUUAACCUGUUACACAUAGGCACAUUAUCUUACACAAUAUAUUAGUAACUGUCUGUCUAUGCUACAGCACUUCUAAAGCUUCACGCAGAAAAGCUGACACACACACAUUAUAAAGUAUAGUAUGUAGGUCAUUUUGUGGUCAGUAACCUCCUGUGUUGUGUGUUUCAGUUAAAGGGGUCCGCCUGUGUUGUGUGUUUUAGUUAAAGUGGUCCUCCUGUGUUGUGUGUUUCAGUUAAAGUGGUGUGCGUGGAUAGCAGUGUACUGCUCCUUCAUCAGCUUCGCUAACUCACGCAGCUCAGAAGACACUAAACAAAUGAUGAGCAGCUUCAUGUGAGUAGAACAAAUACGUGUGUGUGUUCUGUCUUUUAUCAAGUCUCAUAUUUCCAACCUACCCAGGGUCUUUAUGCGACUAUGAGGGAGAGAGAUAGAGAAGUAUGAAGAGUAACAGUAUAAAGUGUCUGCUGUUAUGCCAAAAUGCAGAGUUAUCUAUUAGCUGUCUCAUAAUGGCUUACUGUUAAUGUGUUAACUAUAAUACCAGGACGCAGCAGGAAGUUAGUUUGGCAACAGUGUUCUACCUGUGGUGUAUGCCCUAGGAACCAAAUGGAGGAGGGACUAACCUGAAUGUGUCCAAUAAAAAACACUUGUUUUCAUUGGUAAACGUUUUCCGUUGCAAAAACAUUUUGCUACAGUUUGCGCUAAUGAAUACACUCCUGGCAAUAAAACUAAAGUUAGUUUGGCAACGCUCGGCUCUACCUGGCAUUGUGACACGAGUUGGGCUCAGCUUUAAUGUCCAAAAGCUUUUAACAGUGACCUCCAGGUGUUGCAUUUACCCAUAACAAUUUACUACAGCAGAUAAUACCACUCACUUUGUGGGAGCGUGUGUGUCUGUGUGGCAUUUUUCCAGGGAAAGUAGUGUGUGUGUGUGUGUGGCUCUCCAGGUAAAGUAGAGAGUGUCAGGACAUCAGUAGUAGAUGCCUCCCAGUCCAUCACCUAGAUUAGUUUUUAUUAAAGAUAGUCUCUAUGCGCUCCUGGCUGGUAACACAAACUGUUUGGAUCAGCAAAAUCUUGUAGAAGUGUUAUAUGCAGCAAAUGCAAUGUAAUCAUAAUGGAAGAAUAUGAAGUUGCCCAAUGCCCAGUUAGGCUUAUAUAUACUGAUCCAAGGUCGGUUUGGUUUUUCUCUUUCUAAUAGUGAUGGUUAAGAUCUAAGGGAUGGUAAGCUGAUCCUAGAUCUGUGAAACAAGGGCAAGGUCUAACCACUGAACCUGAUGGCACUGAGGUUAUAUUAAAGAUGCUGCUGCUGAACAAUUUUUUUUCUUCAAUCUCUUCUUCUUUCAAUCAGGCUGUCCAUCUCAGCUGUGGUGAUGUCAUACCUCCAGAACCCCCAGCCUAUGUCGCCGCCGUGGUAACCAAGGACCAAUGGCAGGGGGGGGCCUUGCAGGAGAGGGGCGGUUCCAGACUGAGAGUGGGAGACAGACUCCUGACUCGCCCACUGACCAUCUGGGAGAGAGAGAGAGGGGGAUGGAUGGAGAGAGAAAGAGAUGGAUGGAGAGAGAGAGAGAGAGGGGGAUGGAUGGAGAGAAAGUGAUGGAUGGAGAGAGAGAGAUGGAUGGAGACAGAGAGGGGAGAGGGAAAAAGAUGGAUGAUUGA
Coregonus sp. 'balchen' is the source of this 2635-nucleotide messenger RNA. The record is from the annotation of a GenBank genome assembly. NCBI's taxonomy places the organism in Eukaryota, Metazoa, Chordata, Actinopteri, Salmoniformes, Salmonidae.